Molecule: messenger RNA, 1644 nt
Organism: Habropoda laboriosa
Lineage: Eukaryota; Metazoa; Arthropoda; Insecta; Hymenoptera; Apidae
Product: RNA/RNP complex-1-interacting phosphatase
Exons: 9
Coding region: 72-1367 (431 amino acids)
Biological process (GO): protein dephosphorylation
Molecular function (GO): protein tyrosine/serine/threonine phosphatase activity; polynucleotide 5'-phosphatase activity
Source: RefSeq, a predicted model, not a curated record
UGUGAUAGUGGUAUUGCGUUUCGGUGUUGUGCUUUUAAUUUUGCAUAAAAAUAUCUAAAUAAACGACGGUCAUGCCGAAGACAAUACCCGAUAGGUGGUUGGAAUAUAAACCUUACGGUACAGUGAUCAAUGGUACAAAAAUUUUACCGUUCAAAGUGCCACUAAAACUGGCACUGAGCGACAAUUUAGAACCGGAGAAACGAUUUACACCGUCGAUAUUAAUGCGAGCGUUCCCACGUCUCAAAUGUAUUAUCGACUUGACGAACACAGAUCGCUACUACAAUGAAAACGACUUCGUAAAAUAUGGCGUCAAGUAUGAGAAAAUUAUGGUACACGGGCGGGAUGUCCCAUCUAUGGAAGUGGUGCUAAAAUUCUUUAAAGCGAUGGAUGAUUUUACGUCAACUUGUGAUGAAGAUGAUAUUGUGGGAAUUCAUUGUACGCAUGGUGUGAAUCGUACUGGGUAUCUUAUUUGUAGGUAUCUAGUGCAGCAAUUAGGUUGGAAACUUGAAGAUUGUUUAAAAGCGUUCGAAAAGGCUCGUGGACAUUCCAUCGAGCGUGAGAACUAUUUAAACGCGUUAAAGAGAAUACCGCAGGAGAAAAUCGACACUAGUAAAGUCGCCGUGAAAUCAAUCGCAACACCGAUGCCUGAAGCAUCGAGAAAGAUGGUAACCCGUAUCUCCGCGAAGUACACGAGAGGUAGGCCAUCACCGAUGAGAUCGCUUGGCUUCGUAUCAUCACGUCGCGCUUUCCCAAAGGAUGGUCCAUUUUCCCCGCCACAUUUCGGGUUUGGUGGUCCUCCGCCAGGUUUCCGUUCCAUGCCACCUCCACCUGGUAUACCACCCAUACUGCCACCCCCAGGUCCUCCACCUAUGUACGUGCCAAGACCGUUUAGGUACGGACCACCGCCGCGACCAGCUAUGCCUCCACCGCCGCCUAGACCGGGAUUCCCUAUUCCCGGUUUUCCACCACCCUGUCCCCCCAGAACACCUGGCGGGAUAAGGUUAUCUCACGGGCCACCUGCUCGGUUACCACCGCCAAAAAUGCCUCCUCCUCCACCUCCACCGCCUCCUCCACCACCUCCACCACCUCCUCCACCUUCGUCUUUGUCGAAAUCCGCGCCGACACGACCUGCCGCGUUGGAACGACUGCAAGUGCAAAAGAGGAAACCGCACCUGAGAAAUGGUAUAGUGAGGCCAGCGAGGUAUCACGUCGACAUUGUUAGGCACAAUAGCCAAAUGCGUAGGAUAAUACCGAAGUUACUAAAGGAGCAGGAUUUCACGAUAGACACUUUCGAGGAAAAUUUACUGACAGUUUCCAGCCAGUCGACCAGAUGGCCAACGAAAAGAAGAUUCAAUCAAAGCAAGUAAUGUCGAUGUCAUCUAGGCGGCAUAAUAUUAACAGAAUGGUACAAUAUAUCGUAUAACUCGUUAUCGCCGAGACUCGAAGCCAUCCUUUCGGUGUUUAAGCAUCGACGUAUAAGCAAUUUGUAAAGAAAUUGGACAACGACGGUUACUAACUAGUACGAUUACGGAGAUUUUUGGUGACUUGGGCAAAUAGAGAAGAAACCGAACGAACAUUCGUUGAACGUGUUAUGCGUAAUGUAUACACGAACGUGUAAUACAAUGUAAAAAUUGUAAUUGAAUG